UUCUGAGAUAAAGUAAACAAAACUUUUGAACAAAACAAAUAUAUUAGUUUGUUACUAAUAACUCUCUCAUAAAAUUAAAUACUGUUAUUUUAUAUGGCACUUUAAACGAAAAUGUUGAAUCUUUCAAAUUAUAUUGUCGGAACUUGCCCACACAUGUGCCCUAUUAAGGAAACCAAAAUGAGAGAAAAUCAACGAUUGCUUCACAUUUUUGAAGUAGUACCUGGCACAGAAAGAGAUGAAUUACCAAAAGCAGAUCUUAAUCGAGUAGUUAAAAGCUUUUCCAGGUCAGCAGCUGGAAAAAACCUCACUGAUCCAGAGAUUUUACGACCUGUAUCGAUUUUGCUAGAAACGGUGAAUUAUUUAUUAGACGAUAUUAUAAAUAAUGAAUCUGACUGGUUAUUGAAAUAUAACUUUAUCAUGGAUAGACUCAGAUCUGUAAGGCAGGAUAUGGUUAUCCAAAAUAUUUCUAGGGCACACCAGAUCGUUAUUCUACAGCCUAUAAUAAGAUUUCAUGCUUAUGCAGCUUACAGGUCCUGUGAGGAACACAUAAACGAAUUUGAUCCACACAUCAACAAUAUCCAUCUGCAAGAGUGUUUGAAACGAUUACUCUGCAUGUACGAUUAUUAUGAUCAUUUAGAAAUCACUACAAAGUCAAAUUCAGGCUUUUCCAGUGAUUUUUUGGAAGAAAAUAGACCUUAUUUUGAAACACUAUAUCUAAUAUUCAACAUAGGAGAUGUUGAUGCAAUAAAUAGGACUCUGAGCAUACCUAAGCAUUGGCGAACUGAUUUACUAGUAACUGGCCUUAAAAUGAGUUUAAGUUAUGUGGCUGGUAAUUAUUUUAAAGUAUGCAAACUUUUGCAAACAAUGCCUCUAACAAUACAAAUGAUAAUGUAUCUUCAUAUGCCAAAACUUAGAAGAUUGUGUUUAAAAACUAUGGAUGUAGCUUAUAACAGCAAAAAUUUGUCAUAUCCAAAGAUUAUUUUAACUAAGUUACUCUUGUACAAUUCAGAGGAUGAAUUGGAAUCCGAUUGUAAACACUAUGGAUUGAAAUUUAAUGAAGAAGGGAUUUGUUUUUUAAAAGAUUUUCAACAGGAUGCAAAGAAAGUGAAAUCGCGGCGCAGUUCAGAAAUAGACAAAAUUUUAUUGGAUUUGGACCUAUCUACAUUGCUUCUUUUUGGAGAUAUUUAGUCAUAGUUAUAUUUACAUUAUUAAAAAAAUAAAUUUAUUAUUAUUCUUAAG
This is a messenger RNA of Psylliodes chrysocephalus, 1239 nucleotides long. Lineage: Eukaryota; Metazoa; Arthropoda; Insecta; Coleoptera; Chrysomelidae. The record is from the annotation of a GenBank genome assembly.